AUGGAGCGACAAACCCGUCGACGUCGGAGACCCGCUCUGUCAUGUCUCGAAUGCAGACGCCGAAAGAUCAAGUGUGAUCGCGAUGAGCCUUGUGGGCAUUGCACUGCAUCGAAACUCCGAUGCACCUACCGAGUAUUCGGAAGUGAACUGACAGCUCGGCCGCCGGUGCAACAAGCUGAUCAGGCAAUGCAGUCGACUCACAUGAUAUCGCCCCUGUCACAGGCUCCGACUAUCUUUCCGGCACAUGAGUCUACAAACGAUGUCAAUCCAAUUUCUGAGCCUGUAUCGAUGCAAUUCAGUCGUCGAGAGCAGAGUGUUGGCGAUGAGGUUAGCGAGAAUGUGGUCGUAUCGGGAAACAUGGCUCAAGCUCUAGUCGCCGAGCCCGCUCUUCGGGAUCUCCUACACCGCAUCCAGAGAUUAGAGCAAGCAUCUACCGGCACGGCACAACGAAGCGGAUCUGAGAUUCCCCAGAAUAUGAUGGGGAAGGAUACAGACUCACACGUGGUGUUGAAGAAGCCGAGAGUAUGGCGAUGGAGUGACUGGAUGGGUGAAGCCUCCGAGUUUGACAGAUUGCUGGACUGCUACAAAAAUUAUGUGAAGGCUGCUGCAAACGAGAGUCAUGCUCCAUUCCCAGAUGCCGAGACUGAGGCCAUGGCCAUAGAGGCCGGGACUUUACUUCGGAACUGCAAAGACCUGGCGAGGAGUAUUAAAAGUUGGCAGCCCAGCAGAAGUUUUGGCAACUCUGGAGUCAACCUUGCGGCCCCAUCUCGCGGGGUGGCUGAUGUAAUGGUAGGCCAUUACCUGGAUUCAUUCGAAUCAACUUACCGCAUAUUACACAAGCCGACCUUCAGAGCGGAGUAUCAGCGGUUUUGGGACGAUCCAGCAAGUGUCAAAAACGAUGCCCGCCUCAAAAUACUCCUCGCCAUUGCGAUUGGAUCAAGUCUACAUGACCCUGAAGAAGUCGAACCAGGAUUUAAACGCCUGGCUCAUCAAUGGAUAUACGCUGCUCAGGCCUGGCUUUCCGGCCCUCUGAAAAAGGAUCGCUUGGGUAUCAACGGCGUCCAGAUUCACUGCUUGACUAUCUUGGCACGGCAUAUCUUCUCGAUUGGAGGCGAUCUAGUGUGGAUUUACACGGGAACGCUACUCCAUACGGCCAUGCAAAUUGGCUUGCACCGUGAUCCAAUCAAUUUAUCGCCAAUGUCGACAUUGCAAGCAGAGAUACGAAGGAGGCUCUGGUCGACCAUCUUGGAGUUGGUUAUCCAGUCAUCCUUAGACGCAGCGAUGCCUCCCAGGAUCUCUUUCGAUGAGUUUGAUAGUCGACCGCCUGCAAAUGUCAACGACGACGAACUAGAAGAGUCACAGACGGAGCUACAAUCACACCUCAGGAGCACUUACACGGAUAUGUCACUACAUCUACAGCUUAGGGACUCUCUCAUGAGCCGACUUCGAGUUGCUCAGCUGCUCAACGGAAUUCACCAUGAGCUAUCUUACCACGUCGCACUAGAGUUGAGCGCAGAGAUUACCCAUGCCUGCAGAACCAACAUCCACUUUGUAAGGCAGCACGAGCGAUCCGGAGUCUCGGUGUUCCACCGAAACCUGCUCGAUUUCCUUGUGCGUCGCUUCCUGAUUCCCUUGCACUGCCCGUUCGCGAGCCAAGCGCAGACGAAUCCCCUGUUCCAAUACUCGACGAAAGUUACCCUAGAUGCAACAAUUACGAUUCUUUCACCUGAGCCGGACGAUAAGUUUUCUCGUCUGUUCAGAAUCGCGGGGGGAAUGUUCCGCGAAGGCUACAGGUACGCCCUUGCUACCGUCAGCCACGAGUUCAUCGCUCAAGCAGAAGCCCAGCAUCGCGAUGGAACGCUUCAACGCAACGUCCAACAAAGACAGUUUCUGAAGAAAACAAUGAUGGAGUUGAUAGAGAUAGCGGCAGAGAGAGUAAGGUUCGGGGGCGAGACAAACAUCAAGGGUCACAUGUUUCUUAAAAUGAUUGUGGCGCAAAUCGAAGCCAUGGAAAUGGGCAUUCCGGGAGAUUUGGAAAUUGCAAAGAGCGCCAAAGAAAGUCUAGAAUACUGCCACACCUUGCUUGAGGAGCAAGCAAGCACUGUGACGCCAUGCUCGACGGCCGAGGCAGGCUUUGGAUCUUCUGGACUUGAACACGAACAGGGAGGCUUUGGUUUUGAUUGGGAUUUGGACUUUUUUCUUCCCGAAGGAGAUUUUUAG
Colletotrichum phormii is the source of this 2220-nucleotide messenger RNA. Its product is annotated as C6 zinc finger domain protein. The transcript has 2 exons. Gene Ontology annotation, cellular component: nucleus. NCBI's taxonomy places the organism in Eukaryota, Fungi, Ascomycota, Sordariomycetes, Glomerellales, Glomerellaceae. The record is from RefSeq and is a predicted model, not a curated record. Gene Ontology annotation, molecular function: DNA-binding transcription activator activity, RNA polymerase II-specific; RNA polymerase II cis-regulatory region sequence-specific DNA binding; zinc ion binding. The coding region runs from base 1 to 2220 and encodes 739 amino acids. Gene Ontology annotation, biological process: DNA-templated transcription; regulation of transcription by RNA polymerase II.